AUGAUGAUGAUGUCUCUGAACAGCAAGCAGCCCUUCAGCAUGCCCCACGGCAGCGGCAGCCUGCACGAGCCCAAGUACUCGGCGCUGCACACCGCCUCCCCCUGCACCUCCGCCGCCGCCGCCCCCUCGGCCAGCUCCCCCAGCAGCACCAGCAGCGGGGCCGGCAGGAGCAGCACCAGCACCAGCAGCAGCUCGGAGGCGAUGAGGCGAGCCUGCCUCCCAACCCCCCCGAGCAAUAUAUUCGGCGGUCUGGAUGAGAGUUUGCUGGCCCGCGCUGAAGCCCUGGCGGCGGUGGAUAUAGUUUCUCAGACCAAGAGCCACCAUCAUCACCCGCCUCAUCACAGCCCCUUCAAGCCGGACGCUACUUACCACACCAUGAACACCAUCCCUUGCACCUCUGCUGCCUCCUCCUCGUCGGUGCCCAUUUCCCACCCGUCGGCCCUGUCCGGCACUCACCACCACCACCACCACCAUCACCACCACCACCACCAGCCUCACCAGGCUUUGGAAGGGGAGCUUUUAGACCACAUCACUCCAGGGCUGGCGCUGGGGGCCAUGACCGGACCCGACGGCUCGGUGGUCUCCACGCCAGCCCAUGCUCCUCACAUGGCCAGUAUGAACCCUAUGCACCAGGCGGCUCUAAGCAUGGCCCAUGCCCACGGGCUGCCUUCUCACAUGGGAUGCAUGAGCGAUGUGGACGCAGACCCCCGGGAUUUAGAAGCUUUUGCGGAGAGGUUCAAGCAGAGGAGGAUCAAGCUCGGAGUGACCCAGGCAGAUGUGGGAUCUGCCCUGGCCAACUUGAAGAUCCCAGGGGUAGGCUCACUGAGCCAAAGCACCAUCUGCAGGUUUGAGUCCCUUACCUUGUCCCACAAUAACAUGAUCGCCCUCAAACCCAUCUUGCAAGCCUGGCUAGAAGAAGCAGAGAAAUCUCACCGGGAGAAGCUCACCAAACCAGAGCUCUUCAACGGAGCAGAGAAGAAGAGAAAGCGCACCUCUAUCGCUGCACCUGAGAAGAGGUCCUUGGAAGCCUAUUUUGCCAUCCAGCCACGUCCUUCCUCGGAAAAAAUAGCCGCCAUCGCAGAGAAACUGGACCUCAAGAAGAACGUGGUCCGGGUCUGGUUCUGUAAUCAGAGACAGAAACAGAAACGAAUGAAAUAUUCUGCUGGGAUUUAAAGUCUGUGGGAGCUUUUUUUAAAAAAUAAAAAAUAAAAACUCGGCAACAAGAUACACUUUAAUAUUUCUCUAUAGUGAGAUAGAGAGACAAACAGAGACAGACAGAAAGACGGACAGAGAAAGACAAACACACAGAGACUGUCAAACAAGAAGUAAAUUGUCAAGUUUAGGAAAGUUCCCCUUGGAGAAAACCGCUGCUUGUUCAGAAUGAUAGUAUAAAACAGAGACUAACUUUUUGAAGGCAGAUAAGAAAUUCUUUUU
This is a messenger RNA of Mauremys reevesii (Reeves's turtle), 1434 nucleotides long. It is a transcript of the gene POU4F2, whose product is annotated as POU class 4 homeobox 2. Gene Ontology annotation, biological process: regulation of transcription by RNA polymerase II. The coding region runs from base 1 to 1173 and encodes 390 amino acids. Lineage: Eukaryota; Metazoa; Chordata; Testudines; Geoemydidae. The transcript has 2 exons. The record is from RefSeq and is a predicted model, not a curated record. Gene Ontology annotation, molecular function: RNA polymerase II cis-regulatory region sequence-specific DNA binding; DNA-binding transcription factor activity, RNA polymerase II-specific.